Molecule: messenger RNA, 1798 nt
Organism: Neltuma alba
Lineage: Eukaryota; Viridiplantae; Streptophyta; Magnoliopsida; Fabales; Fabaceae
Product: histone acetyltransferase type B catalytic subunit-like
Exons: 10
Coding region: 82-1488 (468 amino acids)
Biological process (GO): subtelomeric heterochromatin formation
Cellular component (GO): nucleus
Molecular function (GO): histone acetyltransferase activity
Source: RefSeq, a predicted model, not a curated record
CACCAGCACUAUACUGCAAUUUCCCGCCUGGGCCUCAUUUCCCGCUCUGUCAACCCUAACUCCUCAGCUGGGUCAUAGCGAAUGGGGCAGAAGAAGCUAUCGACUUCGGAUCCCAGCAAUGAAACGAAGAAGAAGCGGCGAGUUGGCUUCUCCGCUGUUGAUGCUGGAGUUGAAGCCAAGGAGUGCAUAAAAAUCUUUCUAGUUUCGAGCAAAGAGGAAUUUAGCACUCCAGAGAACUUUGUCAUUGACCCUGUGGACUUGAAUAGUUUUUUUGAUGAUGAUGGGAAAAUCUAUGGUUACGAAGAUUUGAAGAUCACUAUCUGGGUUAGCAGCGUGUCCUUUCAUGCCUAUGCUGAUAUUAAGUUCCAGAGUUCAUCUGAUAGAGGAAAAGGAAUCACAGAUCUGAAAUCUGCUCUUCAGAGAAUUUUUGCUGAGACUCUUGUUGAGAGCAAAGAUGAAUUUCUGCAAACAUUUUCAGCAGAUAAAGAUUUUAUUAGGACAACCAUCUCAAAUGCAGAGGUUUUAAAGAACAAAGCUUUAAAUGGCCAUGUUACUCAUUCUAAUUGUCAUGCUGAAGCAGCUGCUUUGGAUUCCGAGGUUGUCCGUAUGGUUGCAGGCAGCAUGGCUACUGGGCACCUUUACAGUCGCCUAAUACCCCUUGUUCUCCUUCUUGUUGAUGGGAGUAGUCCUAUUGACGUCACUGAUCCAAGAUGGGAACUCUAUCUCCUGAUUCAGAAGAAAAGUGAUCAGCAAGGAGAGACCCAAUGCAGACUUAUUGGUUUUACUGCUGUUUAUCGAUUUUUUCACUAUCCUGAUGGUUCUCGAUUGCGUCUAAGUCAGAUACUUGUAUUGCCUCCCUACCAACACAAGGGUUAUGGUCGGUCUCUUCUGGAGGUGCUAAAUAAUGUUGCCAUAUCUGAAAAUGUUUUUGACUUUACUGUAGAAGAGCCAUUAGAUCACUUCCAGCAUGUUCGCACUUGCGUAGACACACUUCGCCUGCUUCAUUUUGACCCAAUCCAACAUACUGUUUCUUCCGCUGUUUCAUUUCUAAAGCAAGGAAAAUUAUCCAAGAAAGUGCACUCUCUUCGGCUCUUACCACCCCCAAAUGCUAUUGAGGAUGUUAGGAAAAGCCUGAAGAUUAACAAGAAGCAAUUUCUCCAGUGCUGGGAGGUGUUAAUCUAUCUGGGCCUUGACCCUGCUGAGAAGCACAUGGGAGACUUCUCGAGCAUUAUUUCAAGCCGAGUCAAGUAUGAUAUCCUGGGGAAAGAUUCUGGAACUUCUGGGAAGCAACUUAUUGAAGUACCAUGCGAAUGUGAUCCGGAGAUGUCUUUUGUCAUGUUCAGAUCAGCAGCAAACGAAUCUAGUACUGUGCAGAUGGAUGACAAUCAGAAAAAUCAGGAAGAGCAACUCCAGAAGUUGGUACAGGAGAGGUUGGAUGAGAUUAAGUUGAUUGCUGAGAAGGUAACUCUGCAUCGUGUAAAGUGUUAGGUUUCCUAAUCAUGCAGCUACUUUACACUCUUCUUAGUUAGGGGGUAGUUUCAUGGUUCAAUGGGCUUCGGUUUCUUGUAUUGUUUGUGUAAUUUCGUGAAACGGGUACAAAUUGAGCAUCUAACCAUGUUACCAGAAUUGAAUGGGUGCUUGCAAUAGACAAUAUUAUGCCUUUAAUGUUAGACAUUUGGGAUCCUAAUAUUAGUAUUGUAAUGUGAUCCGUUAAUGACACUGAUUACACUAGUGCAUGGUGUUUCAGUGCCUGAUAUAGUAUUCUGGUUUUAAAUAUAAAACUCAUUUUAUAGUGUAA